AUGCUCGUUGCUCUUUCUCCCUUACACCUCGCCGCACAAUUUGAGCUCCUUCGACGCGUGGGGAAACGGAGCCACAGCAUGCAGCUCAUUCUCCCACUUUCCGCCAGCCUCCUUCCACCAUCCCACAGGCCCUCCAUCACCCCUCCGUCGUUUUCUUGUGCUCGUUGCUUCUUCAUCCGUUCCUUUCCCCUCUUUCCCUUUCUCCCAUUCGCCAGCUUCAUCUCUUUGCUCCUUUGUGCUGCUUCGCCCACCCUCCCCCCUUGCCACACACGCCCCCAGCUCGUCCGUCGCAUCGUGGCAGGGCGCUAUGGUGUGCACUGCCUGCCCACCAAACCUCUGCCUCGCACUGGGCUGCCACGGCACUGCCACUCGCUUCCAGUCCCUCGUGCCCUCCUCCCUGGUUGCUGGCGAGGUGAGGGGCAAUGCACGAGGCGAGCGACAGGGGAUUCAGGCACAUGGGAUUCAGCCACAGGGGAUUCAGCCACAGGGGAUUCAGGCACAUGGGAUUCAGCCACAGGGGAUUCAGCCACAGGGGAUUCAGGCACAUGGGAUUCAGCCACAGGGGAUUCAGCCACAGGGGAUUCAGGCACAUGGGAUUCAGCCACAGGGGAUUUAGGCACAGGGGAUUCAGGCACAGGGGAUUCAGCCACAGGGGAUUCAGGCACAUGGGAUUCAGGCACAGGGGAUUCAGCCACAGGGGAUUCAGGCACAUGGGAUUCAGCCACAGGGGAUUCAGCCACAGGGGAUUCAGGCACAGGGGAUUCAGCCACAGGGGAUUCAGCCACAGGGGAUUCAGGCACAUGGGAUUCAGCCACAGGGGAUUCAGCCACAGGGGAUUCAGGCACAUGGGAUUCAGCCACAGGGGAUCCAGCCACAGGGGAUUCAGGCACAUGGGAUUCAGGCACAUGGGAUUCAGGCACAGGGGCAAAGGGCAUUCCGAGCACAGAGCAAUCAGGCACAGAGCAAUCAGGCACAAAGCAAUCAGGCACAGAGCAAUCAGGCACAGAGCAAUCAGGCACAGAGCAAUCAGGCACAGAGCAAUCAGGCACAGAGCAAUCAGGCACAGAGCAAUCAGGCAAAGAGCAAUCAGGCACAGAGAAAUCAGGCACAGAGCAAUCAGGCACAGAGCAAUCAGGCACAGAGCAAUCAGGCACAGAGCAAUCAGGCACAGAGCAAUCAGGCACAGAGCAAUCAGGCACAGAGCAAUCAGGCACAGAGCAAUCAGGCACAGAGCAAUCAGGCACAGAGCAAUCAGGCACAGAGCAAUCAGGCACAGAGCAAUCAGGCACAGAGCAAUCAGGCACAGAGCAAUCAGGCACAGAGCAAUCAGGCACAGAGCAAUCAGGCACAGAGCAAUCAGGCACAGAGCAAUCAGGCACAGAGCAAUCAGGCACAGAGCAAUCAGGCACAGAGCAAUCAGGCACAGAGCAAUCAGGCACAGAGCAAUCAGGCACAGAGCAAUCAGGCACAGAACAAUCAGGCACAGAGAAAUCAGGCACAGAGCAAUCAGGCACAGAGCAAUCAGGCACAGAGCAAUCAGGCACAGAGCAAUCAGGCACAGAGCAAUCAGGCACAGAGCAAUCAGGCACAGAGCAAUCGGGCACAGAGCAAUCAGGCACAGAGCAAUCGGGCACAGAGCAAUCGGGCACAGAGCAAUCAGGCACAGAGCAAUCAGGCACAGAGCAAUCAGGCACAGAGCAAUCAGGCACAGAGCAAUCAGGCACAGAGCAAUCAGGCAUAGAGCAAUCAGGCACAGAGCAAUCAGGCACAGAGCAAUCAGGCACAGAGCAAUCAGGCACAGAGCAAUCAGGCACAGAGCAAUCAGGCACAGAGCAAUCAGGCACAGAGCAAUCAGGCACAGAGCAAUCAGGCACAGAGCAAUCAGGCACAGAGCAAUCAGGCACAGAGCAAUCAGGCACAGAGCAAUCAGGCACAGAGCAAUCAGGCACAGAGCAAUCAGGCACAGAGCAAUCAGGCACAGAGCAAUCAGGCACAGAGCAAUCAGGCACAGAACAAUCAGGCACAGAGCAAUCAGGCACAGAGCAAUCAGGCACAGAGCAAUCAGGCACAGAGCAAUCAGGCACAGAGCAAUCAGGCACAGAGCAAUCAGGCACAGAGCAAUCAGGCACAGAGCAAUCAGGCACAGAAGAUUCAGACACAGGGAGGGAAUCGGCACACGGAAUGGAGGCACAGGGAAUCAAGGCCCAGGAAAUCGAGGCACAAGGAAUUGAGGCACAGAGAAUUACUGGAAAAUCAGGCACAGAGUAUCCAGGCAAAGGAAAUCCAGGCACAGGAAACUCAGGCACUGAAAAUUCAGACACAGGGCAAUCAGUUACAGAGAAAUAA
Messenger RNA from Closterium sp. Naga37s-1, 2346 nucleotides. The record is from the annotation of a GenBank genome assembly. NCBI's taxonomy places the organism in Eukaryota, Viridiplantae, Streptophyta, Zygnematophyceae, Desmidiales, Closteriaceae.